CUGUCCAUUGUACUGACUCAGCGGCCAUGCGCAAUGGAUCCAGAGGAGGGCUGUGCUGUGUAGGUUGUAUAAAGAUCACCCUCUGUCUGGGGGAUUGCAGACGCUGUCGACUAUGGGGAGCAGCUGAGAGCCUUGACUUCCAUGCAUAAGUGUUAUUACGCGCAUAUCCUCCAGACGCACCGAGGUACGACUCCGGCAAAUGGGAAAACAUAAAUGCAGGAUAGUUUGACGGACUGUCCAGGAUCUCUCCAGGCCCCUCGAUGACUGACCAUCACGGAUCACCGAUGCAGAGCGCAGCGACGAUGCGGUGACUCUGCUCUACUCGUCGGGUUCCUUUUGCCGGUUCCAGUUGGUGGUAAUAAUAAUAAUAAUAAUAAAAAAUCCAUGAUGAAGUUCAAGCCGAACCAGACCAGGACCUACGAUGGCGAGGGCUUCAAGAAACGAGCGGCAUGUCUGUGCUUCAAGAACGAGCGUGAAGAAGAGGUGUUGCUGGUUAGCAGCAGUCGGCACCCGGACCAGUGGAUCGUCCCUGGAGGAGGGAUGGAGCCAGAAGAGGAGCCAUGUGGGGCCGCAGUGCGGGAGGUGUUUGAGGAGGCUGGUGUGAAGGGCAAGCUGGGACGUCUGCUUGGUGUAUUUGAGCAAAACCAAGAUCGGAAGCACCGGACAUAUGUGUAUGUCCUCACUGUCACUGAAACCCUGGAAGCCUGGGAGGAUUCUGUCAACAUAGGCCGUAAGAGGGAGUGGUUCACCGUGGAAGAAGCCAUCAAGGUGUUGCAGAGUCACAAACCGGUCCAUGCCGAGUAUCUCCGGAGGCUUCAGCUCAGCUGCUCCCCCACUAAUGGAAACUCGUUACUCCCAAGCCCACCAGCAAAUGACAACUACCCCCAUUACAGUGCUACUGCCCCCUCUACGGCCAGUGUUUUGGGCUCGUCGCGCAGAUAGGACUACCCCGAACUUUCCUGUCUUGUCCACCUUCAAACCUGGACAGUCAGCUGAAAGUCUGUACAGUCUACACCCUUGCAUGAAUCUAUGACUUUUCAGAGUUACAGCUCGUAUGUAUGUAAAAUUCCUACUCUUAGUGCCAGGACAGAUCAAAGCCAUUGCUGGAACUGUGUUAAUGACUCACAUAAUGAUGCUGGAGAAAUAGCUCAAGUUCACAGCUCUGGUACAAAUACUGACCUUCAGCAAAAUCAAAAAUGCUUUUUUGAUUUUGGUGAUUUCGGUGGUGGUGUGCCCUCUUACCGUGUCGGCAAACACAGGACUGAUGAGCUCAAGAUUGGGAAGAGGAAGCUGCAGACUCUGCUGGCAUGAAUGGCACCCAUGACACCCGGUGAAGGAAUGCCUUACUGAAAUUUUGUAUGAAUGUUCUAUAUGGUUUAUUUUAUUUCAUCAUUUUUUGUAGUGACAUGAUUAUACCGGCUUGUAAAUUAAAGGGCGAUUCACCAUGAAAUAAGUGGUGCAUCUAGACUGAAGAAUAUCUUAGCAGCCUGUGGUGAUGAAAAAAAGACAGCACAGCACUGAUCUGUGUCACUGAUAUCUUUUUUUAUUAUUAUUAUUAUUUCGGGGUGAAAUUUCCUUUACACCACAGAAACUCUUUUCUGGAGAUGAAAAGUUUGUGGUAAAAUGAAAUAUUGCCCAGCUGAAAUAUUUCAGGCCACCUCUCCAAACUGAAAGCCAAUAUAAAUCUGAGUUAAGUUACUAACUAUUUUAAAAGAUCUGCUAAUCUAUGUUGGAAACAUUGAGCUUUUACUAUCAGGAGGAAAUUUUCCCAAAAUGAAUAUAUGAUAUUUUUGAAAGGCAUCUUCAUAUUAAAUGUAGAGUGAUCAGCUCAUUUUAGGAGUGAGUGAUCCAAAAUGGCCAUAACAGAGUGGCAGGUUCAAAGGUCAAAGGUUUUCUGUCUCACUUGACGUUGCACCAGCUGUGGCUGAGUUGCUACCUCAGUAAACAAAUGACUGGAAAUAAGUUAUGAUGCUGUUUUUGUCUUUGACACGACCCUGUGUUUGGUUCAAUUCAAUCCAGUGUCUGUAAAAUACAAGUUGAGUAAAACAGACUGAUGCAACAAAUCAGUUUUCUGUCCCUUUAAAGCUGUUUAACAUUCAUCAACCAAUCUGCCCAGUUCUUGGAUCGCCCUAUGCUGUUAAAGAAGAUGUAUAUAAUGAUGCAAAGUAUGUAUCUUUGCCUUAAGUUGUAUGUACUGCCUUGAACCAGGGUGGAUGUCAACUCAUUUCACUUCAGUUAAUUCAGGAAGUUGGUUUUCUUCAAAAUCCAAAAAUAGACACACUUUUAUUUUCUUAACAAUUUGUAAACCUUGAAUGAAGUUACUGGGACUGACUGUUCUAUUGGUAAGCUUUUUUUUUUUCAUUAUAAUAUACUGAAUUAAUGCCCUUUGCAGCUAAACAGGCAGAGCAUGGCACGUUGCCAGAGUUACGAGUUGUGAUCACACUGGGGCCCCUGAUGCCAAAAGUCUGCGUUAAGGUACUGACCUGAUUGAUUUUUAAAGUGCAUUGGCUCCAACCCUGCCUUACAUCAUGAUUGUUUUCAUUUACAAUGACUUCAAUUACUUACAUCCCGGGAAACCCCAGACACUCACUGAUCUGAUUGUUUUCUCAGCCCAGGCACGGUUUUCCUACAGUUCCACCACCAUCAGGAAACAGUUAUUCUUUUCUUUUUUUGGCCCAGAAAAUUAAAGGUAGCACAAUUUCAGGUAUGACUGUUGUUAAUAUUUUAAGCCUCACUUACGCUGCUGUCGGAAGAAGCAGAAUCUUAAAUGUUUCCCUGCUUAGCUAUAAAAACAUAAGUAGUCCACGUGUUGGAGAUGAAAAAAAUCACAUUUCAGAUUAAUUUUUUAGUGCUUCUUUAGUCACAUGCAUAAACAAAGGGCAUGCUGUGCACUUAAGCAGCAGCCUUGAGGAGAAGUUAUAGGGUGGACAAAGAAAACACAUUCUCACCUUGACACUACCCGUUACCGCCAGAUUUGUACCUCUCUAACUUUGAGAAGAAUAUAUAGAACUUCUUACUGUUUUCCCAAGGAUUACAGACACACGCCCAUGCUGACAGCCGAAUGAAGACAGAAACCUGAACAUGAACAGCGAUUUGUAAAUAGCAUCGAAGAGAAAAUGUUUGAAUUUUUACCCUGAAUGAACCUGUGCAAUUUCUCUUCAUAUUUUAUAUCAUUUCUUUUUUAAAAAAAAAAAAAACAAACAAACAAAAAAAAAACAGUGAACAAAUAGCAGGAAAAAACGUGUAAAAAAAAUCCUCUUCAAUAUGUACAUUUAUAUUAUAGGCAGUUGAUGUGCCACAGGUUGAGGAUGUGAAGGUUGUUUUGUGUGUUUGUGUGCAGAACGGAGACGACUGCAUUUUCAAGUCAUGUUCUGGUGAAACGCUCUGACGUCCAUAAUAAAUGAAGAGUUUCAUGUCAAAAAGGGAUAUCCGAUAGUCUUAAAUGAUUGAUAGCACAAAACCUAAAAAGGAUAGCAGCCAAGUUAAAAUUAAAGCUGGACAAAAAUAAUACAACCUGUACAGAUUGGAUCUUUGAAAUUUUAGAGUUACUGAGUAAAAAGCAUCAGUGUUAUAUAUAUAUAUGUGUAUAUAUAUAUAUAUAUAUAUAUAUAUAUAUAUAUACACACACACAAACCAUAUAGUGUUUUGGAAAUGAAUUUGUCACGUGCAAUUUGGCACAUAUGAAAUCUAGUGUCCAUCAUAAAACGUUAAAUUUUAGGAAACAAAGUCAGGAUGGGGAUGACAAGAAGGAUAUGGAAAGAAAAUUAAAGCUGAAAUUUAGUGUUCAUGGACAUAGAGGAGUGUUUAAUUUGGUGUUGAUUGAUAUUAACUCAUGGUGUGAGUUGUUAAUGUUAUACAACUUUUUCCCCCAACAACUCAGCUGCAGAUUAUUUUUCUCCACAUGUAUAAGUAUUAUAAUUUUAGAGACUGACUUUACCCUCCAUUUUUUACAUUUUAAAUGAUGAACUUCAGAUGAGUUUACCUUCAGAAAUGCCUACAUACAGUAUUUUGGGAUUUCUAACUGGGCCCAUAGGCAUUGUGCAAGCCACUUUCAGCAUGAGAUGUACUUAUCAUGUUUUUUUAAUCAACUUGGAGUCCCCUGAAUCUCAAUCAGAUUGUUCCCCCCUUUUGCUGAAUGCCACAUGUUGAUGUUUGGGUCUGUGCUGACAUGUGAAAGGUGCUACAUGUCAGUGGGCAGAGAGAGCAUGCUUAUGUAGAGCUCUGACUCCCACUGUGGCCACACAAAGUAAAAAAAAUGUCUGUACUCUUGAUGCUGUAAGGCGCUUUGGAUGAAAGCGUCCUCUAAAUGUCAUGUGUUACUUGGAUCCAGACAGCUCUGAAUGUUUGCUGAACAUGUCACAGGGAUGCGUCCAGCACAUUUUCAGCGAAAGCAAACUGAAGCUUUUAAGUGUCACCAUUUUUUCAUGAGUGUCAUGCACAGUUGAACAAGAUAAAGUGACCAAAAGGCCUGAAAUGGAAAGAUUGUACUCAUUCUCAUUCUCGACAUUAAAAAAGGGGAAACUUA
Myripristis murdjan (pinecone soldierfish) is the source of this 4525-nucleotide messenger RNA. RefSeq names its product nudix (nucleoside diphosphate linked moiety X)-type motif 4b (gene nudt4b). The coding region runs from base 385 to 942 and encodes 185 amino acids. The record is from RefSeq and is a predicted model, not a curated record. Gene Ontology annotation, cellular component: nucleus; cytoplasm. Gene Ontology annotation, biological process: diadenosine pentaphosphate catabolic process; adenosine 5'-(hexahydrogen pentaphosphate) catabolic process; diadenosine hexaphosphate catabolic process. NCBI's taxonomy places the organism in Eukaryota, Metazoa, Chordata, Actinopteri, Holocentriformes, Holocentridae. Gene Ontology annotation, molecular function: bis(5'-adenosyl)-hexaphosphatase activity; diphosphoinositol-polyphosphate diphosphatase activity; bis(5'-adenosyl)-pentaphosphatase activity. The transcript has 5 exons.